CACCUCCUCUUCUUCUUCUUCUUCUUUGCGUGCCUAAUCGAAAAGUCACGAAAAUCUAGUCUCCAUGGAAGCAAAACCUUCAGAGAAAAUGACAAAUCCCAAACCAAGAGACUUCCUAAACCACCUCGAAACAUACCUCGCCAAAAGAGAUGGCGUAGACAAGCUCCUGAAGAUCUCCCGCUACACAACCAAGAUCAUCCUCGCCUCAUCCCUCAUCCCAGAAACCAAUCCCCUGACUCACCGUCUCAAAUCCUUCGAAUCAAGCGUCGGAGUCAGCCGCAAAGCCUUCCGUCUCGGCAAAUUCGUACAAGACAUCAACGCCCUCAGAGCCUCGCGGUGGCGGGACUCGAACCGCGGCCUCGCGCUGCUGCUGAUACUCGCCUACGGAGGCGAAGGAUUGUACUACUUGGUCGAGCAGUUCGUCUGGCUAUCAAAAUCGGGGCUGAUCGACGCGAAGUGGUUGCAGAAGAUGAGCGCGUGGGCGGAGCUUGUGGGAUACGUUGGGAGCGUUUCGUUGAAAGUUAGGGAUUUGAGAGAGAUUAAGGAAGAGGAAGCCUGCGUUGCUUCGACGAUCGAGAUCUCUGUAACAAGAGGGAUAGGUUGUGUAGGUGAAGAGGAGAAGAUGAGGAAGCUCAAGGAGAAGAAGACGAUGAAGGUUUUAUCGGUUCUUCAAGAUCUUGCUGACGGGUUAAUGGCGGUUGCGGAUGUUAGGGAUGGUAAGGUGGGAGUUUUAUCAGCUCCGAGUGUGAUUGCGUCAGCUGGUUUGUUUUCAGCUAUUAUCAGUACUCAUAAGAACUGGGUCUCUUGUUGAUGAAUGAUCGAUCAUCAUCUACUACGCUAAAUAA
This is a messenger RNA of Brassica oleracea var. oleracea, 845 nucleotides long. RefSeq names its product peroxisomal membrane protein 11A. Gene Ontology annotation, cellular component: peroxisomal membrane. The record is from RefSeq and is a predicted model, not a curated record. Gene Ontology annotation, biological process: regulation of peroxisome size; peroxisome fission. Bases 65 to 811 code for a protein of 248 amino acids. NCBI's taxonomy places the organism in Eukaryota, Viridiplantae, Streptophyta, Magnoliopsida, Brassicales, Brassicaceae. The transcript has a single exon.